Molecule: messenger RNA, 1540 nt
Organism: Galleria mellonella (greater wax moth)
Lineage: Eukaryota; Metazoa; Arthropoda; Insecta; Lepidoptera; Pyralidae
Exons: 2
Coding region: 355-1521 (388 amino acids)
Biological process (GO): positive regulation of Notch signaling pathway
Cellular component (GO): nucleus
Source: RefSeq, a predicted model, not a curated record
ACACUGACAUAAUCUCUGUAAUUUGUAAUAGUCUCUCUAAUCUGUGCUUUGCUCAGGUUGUAUUACAAAAAUUAUAUUUUUGACAAUUAUCUUAUAUGUAUGAUUUUUUUUAUAGAUUUUUAUUCCGAAACUCUAAAAAUCAUUCCUGUGUAUCAGGUUGUAUGGCGAAUGCCUUAGUUUCUUUCCCAUUGUAUAUACAUAAAUAUUAUUACUAUUCUGAACUCUGAACCUUCCUAUAUAAUUUAUAGGCAUUGCAAAUAGUCGAUGUAAUUCUUUUUGCUUACUUUCUGGGGAACAAGAAAAUUCUCAGUUUAGUUAAGACAGUGUCCCAUGAACACUUGUUAGGCCAAAGAGAUGCUGGAACCAUGGAACGAUUCUUCCAUUCUUCGUCCUCCGGUGCAUACUUCAGCACUACAGACAUCUUGUAUCGAUAUUGAUGAGCUGAGGGAUAUAUGUAAUAAUAUAAUAGCAGUCAUGUUGAAACAAUCACCAUUGCACAAAGAAAGUGCACUUUUAUCCAGAUUUUUAUAUAAAUUUGAUAAAAAAUUUAGAAAUGAUAUUGGAUACAGAAAUUUCAAGAAGGUCAACACUGCUCUUCAUACAUACCUGAAGUUAAAUUUACUAAAAGAUGUUGAAUAUUUUUCCUCUACACUCCCAAUGAAUGAUGAUAUAUAUUUACCAACAAGACAAAUGUUGGAGUAUGUUUUAAUUCGUAUAAUGUCAUUCUUAAAAAUAAUGUUUAGAAUUUGCAAAUGUUCUAAACAGGCUGCUGUAUUUUAUAUGGACAGAUUGAAGAGAGGUGAGAGUCAUUGGAUGUCCUUGAUGCCUUAUGCUCUACUGAGUCGAAUUUGGUCCAUAUGUACUGUAUUGCUUGAACAUGCAUGUUCUUGGUACACCAAUUUAUAUAAGUAUCUUGACAAAUUACAGUUGAAAGGUGUGAAAUUUUUACCAGAUGCUUAUGAGCUCCCAGUUGAUAUAGAACUGUGGAUUGACUUAAAAAAUAUUGAUAGUUAUGGCAGAUUUGACUGGUCUGAAAAAAGACAUUUACAAAUAGAUCCCAAUUUGGUUGAAGAGGAUGGAGAAGCUUUUGAUAGCAUAUUAGAUUAUGUGAAAGAAAUUAAUAAUGAAACACAGGAGGAAGUACAUCAAAUGUCAUUACCAAUUAAUCAGGAAAUUAAGUCACUACAAAUUGAAACCCAAUCAUUUCAAAGUGUUGAUAAAGGAGAGUCAAUAUCAAGGGAAUAUUUUAAGUCAUUUUUUAAUCCUCAAACAAGUGAUAAAAUGUUUAACCAUUCAGCUAACAAUGUAACUAAUAAGGCCACAUUGCAACAAUUUCUUGAUAAAGAGGAAACAUACAGAAAUGAUAGUGAUGCCAGAUCAUUAACAAAGCAUCUCAGUUUUAUGCAGUGGCAAACUUUAAAAACUUCUUUGGAAAAACUUGGCAACUCAUUAGCUAAGAACAGAAAAAUAGAAAGAAAAUUUCAAAAAAUAUGGAAAGAAAAAUGUUUGGAAUAUGUUUAAUAAAAGUAUUUGUCAUUUA